ACACUAUAUCCUCUUACACUGAGAAAGAGCUACAGGUUGAAAAGAGCCCUUGAUUCAAGAGAAAGGUACUCAAGCCCCAAACCAAAACAAGCCUGUUCACUUUGCGCCAGGAAAACUGAGAGCACAAUGCCUGUCAAAUGGAGUGUGACAUUCCAGGGUUUUCUGAGGGAGAGCGGUAAUUGCUUUUUUCAGUGUUUGGCUGACGGUUGCAUGGGCUGUGAAUCCUGCCCACCCACUAAUGAGUGAACGAGGUUCUGCUGUGCUCACUGCUUCCUGACCGAGCUGUGCUGGAGAACCAGGGCUCGGCUUUCUUCACCGAAUCUGUCCGCUCUUUCAUUUUUGCAGAAUGAGGUUUUCAGCAUCAUUUUUAUGCUUCCUGAUUGGUCUUCUAGGACUAGGAGGGACUCGCGGUUUGCUGUUAGUGGAAGAUCACGGGGAGGAACUGGAGGAUAGAGACCUGAGCAAAGCUAUUUUGGAGAUGUUGCAUAUAAACAAACUGUCAGCACCUCAGCAGCAGGCGAAGCCACACCCCUACAUGAAGCACGUUUACCAGUCACUGGACGCACAGGCGAGAGACCUGAGGGGUGCUGAUGGGACUCUGGUGCAGAGCUUCCGGAGCAUCGAAGAUUCUAAGUAUGGCACGCCGGGUUGGAUCUGGUUCAACACGUCCCAGCUGAGUCCCUUCAUGAGGGUUGCAGAGCUGGUCCUGCUGAGGAAGACUCUUCAUCACAAGCCUCUUAGUGUGACGGUCACAGUACACAGUCUUUCACCGGGACCGGAGAACCUGAGCAUCAGCGGCCCUCUAGCAGAGCACAUAUUGAGUCUGGACCGACUGCCUCCAUCAGGUUAUGAUGUCUUCGAUGUGACAGCUGCAAUAACCCAGCCACCGCACAACUCAGACAUCCUGGGCUUCCAGCUGCGCUUUGGGGAUGAGAGCGGCAGCUUGGUUCUCCAUGAAGCCCUGACGCAGAGCCUCUACUGCUUGAACAGCAGCUCUCCCAGCCAGCCGCUCUUAGUGGUCUACAGGAGCACAUCGAUGGAGCACCAGCAGAGGGCAUCAGAGCACAGACACAGACCCAGCUGUGAAGAUGACAGACAGAGAAUACAGCUGAGGCACGGGAGACAUGUAGCUGCAUGCAAACUGUACGUACAUCAUGUCAACCUUCAUACCAGCAAGCUGAGUCAAUGGAUACUGCAGCCGUCCAGUUUCAACAUAAGUAUUUGUAGAGGUAUCUGUUUGAAAGAAAUAUCUGCGUCAUCCAUGAUUGUUCAGAGACAUCGAAAACACCAUGGAGAAAAUAAUUUACAAAGAUCAAACUGCACUCCACAAGGCCUGUCCUCUCUCAUCGUGAUGUACAGCAGCGACACAGCGGACAUUAUUAUAAAAGAGCUGAAGGAUAUCAGAGCAGAGAGAUGUGUGUGCCAGCCGACUGCUCGAUGAAAAGGACUGCAAAAAUCAAACAAUCAAAAAGUUUGUGAAGGAUUUGAGGAAAUGACAGAUGCAGGGAAAUGUAUGUGAACCCUGAGUUUCUGCAUUGCUUAGAAUAUUAUUGAUCGCUGACAGUUUGCUCACGUUGAGCUCAUAAAGACGAUGAGUUUGUUUCUUCAUCAGAUUUGGAGAAAUGUAUCAUUACAUCACUCACUCGCCAAAGGUGAAAGGAUGUGAAUGGGUGCCGUCAGAAUGAGAGUCCAAACAGCUAAUGAAAACAUCACAGUAAUCCACACCACUUCAGUCCAUUAAUGCAUUGUGAAGCACAAAGCUGUGUGUUUGUAAUAAACAAAUAAAUCAAGACGUUUUCAAUUUCAAAAGUCCUAUAUUCAUAAUAUUGCUUUCUUCUGUGUAAAUAGAUUGUUGGAUUUUGAUGUGAGGACAACAGAGAUUGACUUGUUAUACUUUUGGAUUAUUGUGAUGUUUUUAUAAACUGUUAGGACUGACAUUCUGAUGGCACCCAUUCACUGCAGAGGAUCCACUGGUGAAGAAGUUAUGCUAAAUUUCUCCCAUUCUGAUGAGGCAAAAUUAACUCUUUCUUUAAACAAAUAGCAUACAAACUAUUCAUAGCUUCCAUUUUCAUAAUUUUAUUUUUUAUUUUAAUGCUAAAAACAUUUAGAAUGCGACUGCAGCUGUCAUGUGUAGUCAGGAGGUAAAUGCACAACAAUCAGAAAGUAUUCUGCAACAUUUCGUCACACAAAAUGUUCAGUUCACCAAUAUUAAAACUGACGGGUUCACAUUCUUUGUCCUGGUAUUUAUUUAUUUUUUUGGACAACUACUUGGAUAACCCAACUACUUAAAACACCCACCCUCAACCCAUCUCUUUUAGAGAACUACAGGCCAGUUUCCCUUCUUCCUUUCAAUGCAAAAACAAUUGAACGAGCUGUGUUCAACCAAGUCUCUACAUUUCUCACACAGAACAACCUCCUUGACAGCAACCAAUCUGGCUUCAGAAGUGGACAUUCAAUUGAGACGGCCUUGCUCUCAGUUGUUGAAGCCCUAAGACUGGCAAGAGCAGAAUCCAAAUCUUCAGUAUUUAUCCUGCUUGAUCUGUCCUCUGCUUUUGGCAUGAUUAACCAGAUCCUCCUAUCAACCCUACUGGCAAAGGGCAUCUCAGGAACCGCACCUCAGUGGUUUGAGUAUUACCUGACAGAUAGGUCCUUUAAAGUAUCUUGGAGAGGUGAGUCCAAGUCGCAACAUUUAACUACUGGGGUGCCUCAGGGCUCAGUUCUUGGACCACUUCUCUUCUCUAUCUACAUGGCAUUAUUAGGUUCUGUCAUUCAGAAACAUGGCUUUUCAUACCACUGCUAUGCUUAUGACACUCAACACUACCUCUCAUUCCAUCCUGAUGAUUAGAUUAGAUUAGAUUAACCUUUAUUGUCAUUAUGCAGAGUACAAGUACAGAGCUAAUGAAAUGUAGUUAGCAUAUAACCAGAGGUGCAAGAAUAUAUUGUAUUAUAUACAUAUAAGUGCAGAGUAAGUGGAGCUAUGAUUUACAGAAUGUACAGAGGAGUUGCUAUAUGCAGUUUUGAGCAGAGUAUAUUCAGAAUAUAAAUAUAAAUGCAAUGUAGAGAUUGUACAGAGCAAUGUAGGAUUAUAUAUACAUAAUGAACAGCAGCAACAUAAGAACAGUGGUAAUAAAUACAGUUGGAUGAGUGUGCAAAAGUAUUGUUAAAUAGUGCAUUUUAUGCAAAAUAACAGAGUGCAAUGAUAUUUUUGAAUAUAUUUGAAAUAGUUUAAUGUGCUUUGUACAGUAACUACUUUAGACAGUUUAUAGUGUAAAUAGAUUGAACAAUGUGCAGUCUGUGCAAAAUAUGAGUAGUGCAAUACCUGUAUGUAAAAGAUUGUGACCAGUGCAGUUUAAGAGUGCAGGUGCAGGUCACACUAGACUUUGAACGUGCAAACAUUUUUCGGUUGCCGCUGCGAAUAUGGGCGGGAUUAGGAUAAAGGCUUCUCCUCAGUUAUGACUGAUUAAUAUGGAUUAAUAAGUGUUUGUACUGUUUCUUUUGCGACAGUGUCGAAAGCGUCUUAUUAUAUUGUACUCUCUGUCUCUCUCUAUAUAUAAAUAUAUACACACUAAGCAAUAAAAAAUUAUAAAAGGUGUCCUCAUUCAAA
Molecule: messenger RNA, 3604 nt
Organism: Carassius gibelio (silver crucian carp)
Lineage: Eukaryota; Metazoa; Chordata; Actinopteri; Cypriniformes; Cyprinidae
Exons: 4
Coding region: 347-1441 (364 amino acids)
Biological process (GO): BMP signaling pathway; SMAD protein signal transduction
Cellular component (GO): extracellular region
Molecular function (GO): growth factor activity; cytokine activity
Source: RefSeq, a predicted model, not a curated record